Oppia nitens is the source of this 523-nucleotide messenger RNA. RefSeq lists its product as uncharacterized. The record is from RefSeq and is a predicted model, not a curated record. The transcript is spliced from 2 exons. Bases 117 to 458 code for a protein of 113 amino acids. NCBI's taxonomy places the organism in Eukaryota, Metazoa, Arthropoda, Arachnida, Sarcoptiformes, Oppiidae.
AAUUAGUUUUAUCAAAAAUAAUAAACAUAUAGAUUAUUCAAUAAUUUUUCCGACAUUUAGUAGCUUAAAUAAUUUUUGACUUUAAAUUUUUAAUCGACAAUAUUUUUGAUUUUAAUAUGUCAAAUCAAUAUAAGUUUAGUUUGAUAUUUAUAUCAAUAUUAAUUUUAAUAACUAUGAGUUGGGCCCAACAAACUACUGAUCCCCGGGAACACAAUGUCGGCAUUGACCUGGGCCGAAUCUUCCGGAUGGGUCUGAAAACAGGUAACGGCGGCACUCGGCUGGCACUCACUGUACUCAAUGGUUUCGUCAACGUUGGUGUCGAUACACGAAAGAGACCAAUAGUGGUGUCGGCCGACGGAGACAGAGAUGUCUACGACGACGAGGCUCAGGGAGAUUCAGACAAUCAAUUGUUUGAGUUUAAUAACAAAAAAGGUGUUUAUGUAUCGGUUGGUCGCUAAAUGUUUCUGACAAUUGUUGGUUUUUAAGCAACAAAAAAAACUAUAUUUAAACAGCUUUAUCGGUA